This is a messenger RNA of Scophthalmus maximus (turbot), 2962 nucleotides long. RefSeq names its product caspase-6. The record is from RefSeq and is a predicted model, not a curated record. The transcript has 8 exons. NCBI's taxonomy places the organism in Eukaryota, Metazoa, Chordata, Actinopteri, Pleuronectiformes, Scophthalmidae. Gene Ontology annotation, biological process: apoptotic process; proteolysis. Bases 74 to 1069 code for a protein of 331 amino acids. Gene Ontology annotation, cellular component: cytoplasm.
UCGGUGCCGUAUUGACGAAGCAACUUCAUGUUUUUCCAGUGGAGUCAGUCGAAGGCGAGUCGCGCAGGGAAACAUGUCCAACACGGCGGAAGACGGACGGGGAGGAAGUGUUGCCAAUGACAGCGACCCAGCGACAGACAGGGCGGGUGAGCGCUUCGCAUCUUCGACACGUCCCGAGCUCGGCCGCUUGUUAGAGAGUGAAGCAGGACAAGGACCCAAGGGUGACUCGAACCGAAGCAAAACAGUCACGGAGAACCUGACGGAGACCGAUGCCUUUAUCAGAAGCUCUUUAGCUCUGGACCCUGCAGAGGAGUACAAGAUGAACAACAAGCGGCGAGGCCUUGCGCUCAUCUUUAACCAGGAGCGUUUCUUCUGGCGCCUGGGGUUGAACGACAGGCACGGAACCAACGCUGACCGCUACAACUUGGAGAAAAGACUGAAUGACCGGGGAUUUGAAGUGAAGAGUUACGAUAACUACAAAGAGGACGAGGUCUUAGGAAUAAUCAGAGAUGCUGCCGGGGCCGAUCACUCUGACGCAGACUGCUUUCUGCUCGUCUUCCUGAGCCACGGGGAGAACGACCAUGUUUAUACCUACGACGGCAAGAUCAGCGUUCAGGACAUCACGUCCAUGUUCAAAGGAGACAAGUGCAGAAGUCUUGUCGGAAAGCCAAAGAUCUUUGUAUUACAGGCAUGCCGUGGAGACAAGCACGACGACCCGGUGUCCCCCUGCGAUGCCGUGGACAGUGAACUAAAUGAGGUGGUGGUGGACGCCAGUGCCGUAUACACCCUCCCUGCUGGAGCGGAUUUCAUCAUGUGCUACUCUGUGGCUGAAGGCUACUAUUCCCACCGAGAGACCAUCAAUGGAUCCUGGUACAUCCAGGAUUUAUGUGAGCUGCUUCAAAAGUAUGGAGAUUCCCUUGAAUUCACAGAGUUACUCACGCUGGUCAACAGAAAAGUGUCGAUGAGGAGCGUUGGGAACUCUAGUGACCGCAACUCCAUUGGGAAGAAGCAAGUACCUUGCUUUGCUUCAAUGCUCACCAAGAAACUAUACUUCCGACCAAAAAAGUAACCGUUACUGCUCUCAGUCAUUGAACGAGCUGGUUUUUUAAUUAUAGCCUGUGAAACGGGGUCUGUCGAAGAAAGAUUUUAAAUGACGUUUUUCCUCUAGUCCAAUACUGUAUGUUGUUCAUGAACAUUAUAAUUUACAGACACCCUCUAUAACUUAGCUGAUCUACAGGUUGAGUCGUUCAAAUCAAAUCAGUGGUUAUAAGAUAAAAGGAAUGUGUAUUUCCGUGAACUGAAGGAGUAUGAAUAUCCCCUGAAACCUCAUUUCAUUCAAAAUGGUGGUUUCAGUUAUUAUAUAAAUUUUCCCUCUAGAGAAUUUCCAAAUUUCUUGCCUGGGUAAAAAACCAUGACAUUGUUCACAUAAAGUUUUUUUUUUUAUGUUUGCAUCUGCAUGACAGAGAAUAAAGACGAUGAAAAAAUGAAUGGCAUCGGUAGAGAGUAGAGGCAAUAUCUGAUUACUGAACAGCAAGGGCAUUGCAACAGGGUUGCCUUUUUGCCUGGGGCAAAAACCCUAAGAUCCAGAAUCCCUUGAAAUUCAGGGUUUUUUUCUUGACUAGUUUUCUAUCGCGAAUCUUGUUUCUCGUGUGAAUGUAGACAUACAGUAGGUAAGAUUAGGUUGUAAUCCAAUACAACAGCCCUGUAGCAAUCGAAGUGAAAUAAUUUUAUUGGAGGACCAAGAUCAAUUGGUCACAGCUACACAUUCAUUGAUUGAUGAGAGAAAAGUAUAUAAAGUGUUUGAGGUGCCUUCGAAAAUUGUCAUAAUCAUCUGGGAAAUUGAGAAAAAAAUUGUGAAAUUGAUCAUGACAUUAGAGGCAUCAGGGACUGGGUGACUUCCCACUUAAGCUAAACAAUUUCCUGUUGAAAGUCCUGAAUGCAUAUAUACAUAUUUAUAGCAAAUGUAUUUACCAGAUGAUUCUUUCCACCCCAGAUUAGCAGUUUGGCCCAAAAUGAUGAAAAUUACAAUAUGAUAGCAAUGUUUUGCUUAUUUGUGCUUGAAAUGUGUUGACUCAAAUCAAGGGUACAUUUUUUUUAAACCACAAUUCAUGGUCCUCAUGUAUUGGAUUGCAAUAUGUACUGCUGUAGCUCAACACACAGUUUUGCACUUUCAAGAAACUGCAGGAUUAUAAUAACAUGGACCACAAUCUGUGUUGGCUACUUUUAAUGGACUCGUGUGGUAUUUUAGCUUGUUGAAUCCAGUUUGAACUAUUGUGGUACCACAGAAAUGCUCUCUUAUUCCUCUUGAUGACUCCUUUUGUUUUAACGAGUCAAGAAAACAGUAGAAUAUGAAAUUACACGUGACCUUCCUCAGACCAAACACCGUCAGGCCCAUUUUUUUAGCUGUCAAAUCAGUUGCAGGUACUUAAGACACUUCCCAACUCACUGUAUCUUGCGAGGCAGGUGAUGUAUCAGUACUUCUAAUAUAUUUUGUUCACUUCAGGGUGUAAUACUGAACCGUGUCUCUAUAAGCAUUGAUGAUCACGUAAAAUCUGCCUGAACGUAUUAUCCAGGGAAAAAAAAAACAACCCAACAUGUUUGUCCAAGCUCGCUCCAUCAAAAAGGGAAUUCAUGUUUGUGCUGUUCUUUGUGUCGUAGCAGUUUACAGUACUAAAUUUAAUAUUGCGUAUUUGCACCCAAAAUGGCAAAAAAAAAAUCCAACAGUGUGGAAAAUACCUCAGGGAGAAGGGGUGUCCUUUAAAAACAUGUACUGUGGACCGAGAACACUCGCAGCUGUGUCACAUGACCUAUAACUCAGGAAACAAAACUAACAGCAUAAACUGCUCCUGUUUUUUGUGGUCGUAUUGUUAUGACUUUUCAAUAAAUUCUGUGACAUCACUGUUUUGCUGUCCAUAAAGGUUUCGGUUUGUUUUGUUUUUUUAAAUAAAAACCUUCCAUCUUG